AUGGCCACCGCCGAAAAGACUCAGGAACAGCAGAAGAAGUUCGAAGUGCCCGACGAAUAUGAGUCCGGGGAGGAUUACGAUAGCGCUGAUGGUGAUUACUCGGACGAGGAAGAGCAGAAUGUCCCAGUCCAAAACAACCAGCUGCAACGUCGCCGUCGACAACAACAACCUAAGCAGCAAGAUGAACUUGAGGACAUCUCGGACGAAGAUGAUUAUUACUCGGAUGAAUAUGAUGACGAAUAUUCCGACGGUGAAAAUGAGAUUAUGGAGGGAUAUCGAGAGCGUGACGACGACUUCACUCCCAGUGGAGGAAUGAACGUGAUUGAUGAGAAGAAGAAAAGCAUUGAUGAUGAGGAAGGCAUGAAGCUCAAAUUGGAAUUGAAUCUGGAGAUUGAAGUAGAGCUUAAGGCUCGCAUUCAUGGAGAUCUGACCCUGGCUCUAAUGUAA
Molecule: messenger RNA, 447 nt
Organism: Penicillium malachiteum
Lineage: Eukaryota; Fungi; Ascomycota; Eurotiomycetes; Eurotiales; Aspergillaceae
Exons: 1
Coding region: 1-447 (148 amino acids)
Source: RefSeq, a predicted model, not a curated record